Trichophyton rubrum CBS 118892 is the source of this 1242-nucleotide messenger RNA. RefSeq lists its product as uncharacterized. The transcript is spliced from 3 exons. The record is from RefSeq and is a predicted model, not a curated record. The coding region runs from base 1 to 1242 and encodes 413 amino acids. Gene Ontology annotation, molecular function: iron ion binding; oxidoreductase activity, acting on paired donors, with incorporation or reduction of molecular oxygen; monooxygenase activity. Lineage: Eukaryota; Fungi; Ascomycota; Eurotiomycetes; Onygenales; Arthrodermataceae.
AUGGUGCACCGUGCCCCUAAUACGUUGACAGUAAUCGACAAGAAGAAGCAUGGAAAGAAGAGACGCAUUAUAAGUCAGGGAUUUUCUGAUUUUGCACUUAAAAAGCAUGAGAUUGUGAUACUUGAGCAAGUACAGCACUUGUGUACGCAGUUGAGAAUGGGAUUGAACGGAGAACAAAUGCCCAUCGGUUCCUGGUCCCCCCCAAAGGAUAUGGCACGGCUCAACGACUACUUUGCUUUCGAUGUGAUGAGCAAUAUUAUUUUUGGAGUCCCUUGGUCGACCCUGCGAAGCCCGACAUAUCGUUUCAUUCCAGAAGUCAUUGAGAAGUCAAAUGUCCGUGUUGGGACUCUGGCACAAGCUCCUGAGAUAAGUUUCUUGAGGUUUGAUAAAAUUGCUUUCCCCGAAGCCAUUCACGCUAGGGAUAAAUUUGUUCGAUUUGUAGACGAGAUGCUCAGUCAGGGAAUUAAACACGCCUCUAAAACUGGAUGCGGUGUUUUUGCAAUUUUGUCCAGGUCAAAGGAUCCUGAGACUGGUGAACCUUUGAAAAUGAGAGAGCUAGGCGGGGAAAGCGCAACUCUCAUUGUGGCGGGCACAGACACAACAUCUACCGCCCUAGCAUCAUGUUUCUUCUACUUAUCUCACAACCAAUCCUCGUAUGAUCGUGCUACUGCAGAGGUUCGAACUGUCUUUGGGUCAUCUGAGGAUAUUAAAAUGGGGCCAAUGAUGAACAAAUGUGUCUUUCUACGUGCUUGCAUCGACGAAAGCAUGCGGAUGUCCCCUCCUGCAGCCAGCUCCCUAUGGCGUGAAUCUGAGGAAACCGGUGCGGUUGUAGAUGGCGAAUAUAUACCCCCGGGUGUAGAUGUAGGAACUUGCAUCUACAGUAUUCAUCAUAACCCUCAAUACUACCCUCGCCCUUUCAGCUUCCAGCCAGAACGCUGGCUUGGUACUAACAAGCACGAAGACAUGGCAGAUGUACGCCUAGCACGAUCUGCUUUUAACCCAUUCUCCAUUGGUCCCCGGAGCUGUAUCGGCAAAAGUCUUGCCUAUGUUGAGCUUCAACUUUUGCUAGCUCAUAUCCUAUGGAGAUUUGAUAUUCGCUUGGCUCCAGGGGAGCUUGGUAAGGUAGGGGAAGGUAAGCAUGGAUCUGAGUUUGGGCGUCACCGGGUUGAUGAAUAUCAAUUAUGGGAUCAUCUAACGGCCGCAAAACAUGGACCCUUUAUUCAAUUAUGUCCGAGGGUGUAA